This is a messenger RNA of Psammomys obesus (fat sand rat), 669 nucleotides long. RefSeq names its product coiled-coil-helix-coiled-coil-helix domain containing 5 (gene Chchd5). The coding region runs from base 186 to 518 and encodes 110 amino acids. NCBI's taxonomy places the organism in Eukaryota, Metazoa, Chordata, Mammalia, Rodentia, Muridae. The record is from RefSeq and is a predicted model, not a curated record. The transcript is spliced from 4 exons.
CGGACAGGCAGUGAGUCGGAAGGCGAAGCAGGACACAGGCAUGGUGGUUGAACGUAGGUUGGGUGAGUGGCGGCGACCGGAAGAGUGAGGCCUGGAGGUCUGAGAGAGGGCGCCUCCAUGACAACCUGAUACCGGAAUAGGCGGGUCUCUGCUCCCUGACUGAUCGGCGUCUGAAUUGCUUGGAGAUGCAGGCUGCCCUGGAAGUCACUGCGCGAUACUGCGGCCGGGAGCUGGAUCAGUAUGGCCAAUGUGUGGCGGCCAAGCCUGAGUCGUGGCAUCGGGAUUGUCACCACCUUAAGAUGAGCAUUGCUCGCUGCACGUCCUCCCACCCCAUCAUCCGUCAGAUCCGACAGGCCUGUGCUGAGCCUUUUGAAGCCUUUGAGGAGUGCCUUCGCUUGAAUGAGGCAGCAGUUGGCAACUGUUCUGAACACAUGCGCCGCUUCCUGCAGUGUGCUGAGCAGGUGCAACCGCCAAGUUCACCCACAGCUGGAGAGGCACAGCCACUUCCUGCCUCCUGAAGACCCCUUGGACUUUAAGAAAACUUGACAUGAGUGACUAUCCCACUUGACAUCCUUAUUCAGAAGAGUUAUCAUUUUGGAGUCUUGAGGGCUGUGCUGUGGGUCUGGUUUUCCUGGAUAUCAGGACUCUAAAUAAAUAAAUAAAGACUGA